UGGACAUCGGCGGGAUUUCGAGCGUCACUUCAAAUUUAAAGCGUCUUUCGUCCAAGUGUCACGUCUUCGUUGAAGCAAGUCUUUAACCAAAAGUUCCUCCGCAGUUUUGUAAUAUGUCUCACAGAAACAGAUCGAGCAAUGCAGGGAUUGAUUUUGACAAGCUUCCCGAGUCACCGCUAACGUCUAGGCACUUUCACCGUCGAAUGACAACUCCAGGGACAACUGCAGUCGUUCCUCGAGCGCAAGACCGUCCGCGGAUUUCCAACGAGAGAUCUCGAUCUGAAAAUCAUAUCCGUCUUGAUUUGCAGCUUGACAUUAAUAGUGAUUCAGAAGAGACCUCGCCAAUUUAUCAGCCAGUCGCCUCCACUCGCUUGCCUUCAAUUGUGCCCUGCGGAACGCCAUCUUCCUCCUCAUCGAGGAACCGAUCAACUCUGGCCACCACGCCACUGUCUCAUGUAAACGCUAGAGCGAGUUGUUCCGACCACGAAAACAUGUUCUUACAGAAAAAAUUGACAACUUACAAGGCCAACAGUCAGCACCCGCAAUGGCAGAAAAAAGGAAAAGUGAAAACCUUCCACAAGAUAUGGUGUUUUAAUGAUGACACCAUCCUUGAAGUUACCCAAGCAAUCGAAAGAGGUGUCAGAGCAACAUCAGCUUUCAAAGACGUUGAUACUGUCAUAUUAGAGCGUGCCUUAAAGACUUACUUUAAAACCCUCAAGGCAAAAAUCAGAGGAGUUGUUAACCCACAUGAGGAAUGAGGGACUGCUCCAAGUGGCAAACAAGCAGGAUGAAAGUGUAAUAAAUUCUAGGAGGAAUCAAAUGGGUCACAAUGUGAGUGAAAAAUGGUGUACUUAUCCUAAACAGAAAUGACUAAACAUUUUUAUCACGUGACCAAUUAUUUUUUUGUUUUGACCAGGUGUGUUGUCACUUGCAUUAGUUUCUAAACUUUAGUGUCAACAACACUAUAAGGAAAAUAAUUGUCGAGCAAGUUUCAACCUGUACAAGCAAGUUUCAACCUGUACAAGCAAGUUUCAACCUGUACAAGCAAGUUGCAACUUUCACUAUCAAAUUUGCUCAAGUAAGUUUCCAAGUUCCUGUUUUCAUUUUGCGGUAUAAAACAAGGUAAUACCAGCUCUGUUUCAAAGAAACAGAGUAAAUUCAGUCAGCCGUCACCCGCCUGUUUAUCGAGAGACUGCGACAAAUAAGUGACGGGCUUAGUUAAAUUAGCAAAACCAGGAAUCGUGCUUCAAAAUUAAAAGUGUAAGCCCUAACCUUGCAUUGAAUGGAAACUCUAGAAUAUUGCAUUGUGAUGUGAAAAUAUUGAUUGACAGCUUGCUGAAUGCAACUUGCAACUUUCACUUCAAAUUUGCUAGAAUAGUUUGAAUUAUUUUCAAGUUCCAUUUUCCCAUAUAAAACAAGGUAAUUGCUGAUCAGUUUCUAAGAAACAAAAUGAAUUAGCUCAAUAUUUGCCUGUUUAUCAAGGUAACAGACUGCAAGAAUUUAGCAUUCAAAUUGCCAUGGUCAGGAAAUCACACUUCAAAAGUAGUCAUGUGAAAUUGACUUUUUUAGUUAAAUUGCUAUGAAGUGAGUCUGUUACUAAUUUCAUGCAGCAAACUGUCAAUCAAUGUUGGAACAUUGCAACACAACGUUGAUGAGUUUCUGUAAAAAAAAGUUACCAGCAGUUUGACAGUAAUUUGUAGGAUUAGCUGUGUUGGUGAUGUUAUCAAAGACUAAUUGGUAUGUUGCGACGAUGUUCGGUCUUUUAAUACCUUAUAAAAUAGAACCUACUGUAUUGAAACUGAUAGGGUAGGCAGUGCCUGAGUAGGAGUUUUUGGAAGUAACUCCUCUUUAUGAAUCAUAACACACUGUACAGUUCAUGUGAAAAUGUUUUGUUGAGAAUGUCCUGCUGGCAGGAGUGCUGUAAAGACUUAAAAUCAAUGAUGUUAUAAUUUAAACUUGCCUUGUAGCUUUUCCCCAUUAUUAAGGUUAUAUUCUAUAUCACAUAUAUGGUAUUUAUAUAAGUGUGCAUGGGCUGAUUAAAUAUAUUUAUUUAUUAAAUGUUAAUUUUCUUUAACAGAAAGGGUUUUGUUUGUACAGAAAASGAGAAAUGUUUAAUAAAUUU
Molecule: messenger RNA, 2122 nt
Organism: Stylophora pistillata
Lineage: Eukaryota; Metazoa; Cnidaria; Anthozoa; Scleractinia; Pocilloporidae
Source: RefSeq, a predicted model, not a curated record